AUGCCGUCGCAGUUGUUGGACGUUUCCCAGAUGAUGAUUUUGAAGAUACUGAUGAUUAUCGACAAGGAAUGGGUCGUUACACACCUGAUAAAGUUGGCAUUGAAGCAAUCAAGGUCUGAAACUAUUGGGAAGCCAUUGGUGUUAUUGCAGCUCACAAGGCUGGAGUCAAUCCGCAGUCUCUACAAAGAGAUAGAAUUAGCAAUAUCCAACACACUUGUCUUCUGCCGACUAAUGGUUAUGCCGUUCAAGGUGCCUCAACAAAUGGCUAUUGACGAAGUUCAAAUUUCAUCCUCUCUGAUUGUGCCUCUCAUACGCAUCUGGUGCUAAUUAUGCACAAUACAAGCAAAAUAUCAAGCAAAUCAUCCUAGUGGUAGAGUACCACACAAGGAUGUGAUAUCGAUGGCUCUCCACCUGCGUAGCUUUCUCUGGAGUGUGGACCGAUUCUGAGCUCGAUCCGUGGACAUAAGCUAGAGGUUAGCUUUAGAUCGAUUAUCUGAUAAUGAUGUGAAGAAUUAAUGGGAAGACUGACUUUGGUGAUUUUGCCCGGAUCAUUAUUCCUUGAUUUUUAUCGUAACAUAUAUGUGGCAUAGUCUCUCCCUCACACUUUACGAAUCACUAUCAUGCUAUGCAGCUAGCACAAUUACGAUCGGGGAGACCAAGCACCAUUUGAAUAGACUUGCUAUAAUGCAUGCGUCUUCAUAUAUGUUCAAUUAGUCUAUUAGAUCAUGUGUUAUUCUUUGUGUUUUUGGAAAUUGUAGAAAGUAA
Messenger RNA from Argentina anserina (silverweed cinquefoil), 765 nucleotides. RefSeq lists its product as uncharacterized. Bases 1 to 327 code for a protein of 108 amino acids. The record is from RefSeq and is a predicted model, not a curated record. The transcript is spliced from 4 exons. Lineage: Eukaryota; Viridiplantae; Streptophyta; Magnoliopsida; Rosales; Rosaceae.